GCGGGGGAGCCCCUUGGUGACGCGGGCAGGGCGGGGCGAGCGGCUCCGUGAUGGCGGCCGGGCUGCAGCCGCGACGACUCCGGGGCCCUGCGUGGCGGCAGGCGGCGGGACUUCCGCGUUGCUCCUGAGGGAAGCGCCCGGGCUUUGCGCUGAUGGGGAGCGGCGGUUGCGGGAGAGGGCGGCAGCAGCGGCAGCAGCGCUUUUGAGCGAGAGGCGGGGGGAGGAAGCCGAGCCCAGCCUCGCUUGCAGGGGGCUGAGACCCACCGUCGGGCCGGCCGGCUCGCUCGGGGGGAUGUGGCGCUGGAUCCGUCAGCAGCUGGGUUUUGACCCACCACAUCAAAGUGACACCCGGACUAUUUAUAUAGCAAAUCGUUUUCCCCAGCAUGGCCAUUAUGUUCCUCAGAAGUUUGCAGAUAACAGAAUCAUCUCCUCUAAGUAUACUGUGUGGAAUUUCGUUCCCAAAAAUUUAUUUGAACAGUUCAGAAGGAUAGCCAACUUUUAUUUUCUUAUUAUAUUUUUGGUUCAGCUUAUGAUAGAUACUCCCACAAGUCCUGUGACGAGUGGACUGCCAUUGUUUUUUGUAAUCACUGUGACAGCCAUAAAGCAGGGUUAUAUAGACUGGUUACGGCAUAAAUCAGACAAUGAAGUGAACGGAGCUCCAGUUUACGUCGUUCGCAGUGGUGGCCUUGUGAAAACCAGAUCAAAGAACAUUCGGGUAGGGGAUAUUGUCAGAGUAGCCAAAGAUGAAACUUUCCCCGCCGAUCUCGUGCUCCUGUCCUCUGAUAGAGCGAAUGGCUCCUGUCACGUUACAACGGCAAGCUUGGACGGAGAAACGAAUCUUAAGACUCACAUUGCAGUCUCCCAAACGGCAGUAUUGCAGUCAGUUGCCAACCUGGACAAACUUGACGCUGUUAUAGAGUGCCAGCAGCCAGAAGCAGAUCUCUACAGAUUCGUCGGAAGGAUAACCAUAAACCAGCAGAUUGAGGAAAUAGUGCGACCUCUCGGACCUGAAAAUCUCUUACUUCGAGGAUCAAGAUUAAAAAACACGAAAGAAAUCUUUGGUGUUGCGGUGUACACAGGAAUGGAGACCAAGAUGGCAUUAAAUUACAAGAGCAAAUCACAGAAACGAUCAGCAGUGGAAAAGUCUAUGAAUUCCUUUUUGAUCAUCUACCUAAUCAUCCUCCUCUUUGAAGCCAUCUUAAGUACGAUAUUGAAGUACGCCUGGCAGUCUGAAGAAAAAUGGGACGAGCCUUGGUAUAACCAGAAAACAGAACGCGAAAGAAAUAGCAGUAAGAUCUUGAGAUUUAUUUCAGAUUUCCUUGCUUUCAUGGUACUGUACAACUUCAUCAUACCCAUUUCGCUUUACGUGACGGUCGAGAUGCAGAAGUUUCUGGGCUCUUUCUUCAUCGGGUGGGAUCUGGACCUCUAUCACGAAGAAACAACCCAGAAGGCCCAAGUCAAUACUUCGGACCUAAAUGAAGAGCUGGGGCAGGUGGAGUAUGUGUUUACAGACAAAACCGGCACAUUAACGGAAAACGAGAUGCAGUUUCAGCAGUGUUCCAUUAACGGUGUCAAGUACCAUGAGAUCAAUGGCAAACUGGUUCCAGAAGGACUGAUUGAGGACAUUCCAGAUGGAAUAAGACCUGGUCUGGCGCCAGAGGAGGAACUCUUCCUGAAAGCUGUUUCUCUCUGUCACACAGUGCAGAUUAAUAAUGACCAAGCCGAUGGCCUUUGCGACAAUCCUUGGCAUACCAACAGCAUAGCCUCUCAGCUGGAGUACUAUGCCUCUUCCCCGGAUGAGAAGGCUUUAGUUGAAGCUGCCUGCAGGAUUGGUGUGGUGUUUACUGGAACCGAUGGACAAAGUAUGGAGAUAAAAAGCCGUGGGCGUCCAGAAAGGUACAAAUUAUUACAUGUCCUGGAGUUUGACCCCUGUCGCAGAAGAAUGAGCGUCAUUGUAGAGAGUCCAUCAGGUAACAAGCUGUUAUUCACCAAGGGGGCAGAAUCCGCUAUUCUUCCUUACAGUACAAGAGGAGAAAUAGAGAAAACAAGAGUUCACGUAGAUGAAUUUGCUUUGAAAGGGUUAAGGACUCUGUGUGUGGCCUACAGAAAAUUCACGGCCCAGGAGUACAAGGAGGUAGCCCAGUGCCUUUACAAGGCAAAAACGGCCUUGCAGCAGCGGGAAGAACGGCUGGCAGAAGCGUUUAACUUUAUAGAGAGAGACCUGGAGUUGCUGGGAGCCACGGGCGUCGAAGACAAGCUCCAAGACAAAGUGCAAGAAACCAUCGAAGCCCUGCGGCUGGCGGGCAUCAACGUGUGGGUGCUCACCGGUGACAAGCACGAGACGGCGGUCAGCGUCAGCUUAUCCUGCGGGCACUUCCACCGGACCAUGAACAUCCUGGAGCUCGUCCAGCACAAGUCCGACAGCACCUGCGCAGAGCAGCUGAGGCAGCUAGCCAGGAGGAUAAAGGACGACCAUGUAAUCCAGCACGGGCUGGUAGUGGACGGGACCAGCCUGUCCCUGGCCCUCAGGCAGCACGAGAAGCUCUUCAUGGAGGUCUGUCGAAAUUGCUCUGCGGUGCUGUGUUGCCGCAUGGCGCCUCUGCAGAAGGCAAAGAUUGUGCGACUGAUAAAAACGUCUCCGGAGAAGCCGAUCACGUUAGCCAUUGGUGAUGGGGCUAAUGACGUUAGCAUGAUCCAGGAAGCCCACGUUGGCAUAGGUAUCAUGGGCAAAGAAGGACGGCAAGCUGUGCGAAACAGUGACUAUGCAAUAGCGAGGUUUAAAUUCCUCUCUAAGCUACUUUUUGCCCACGGCCACCUUUAUUAUAUUAGAAUAGCAACCCUUGUACAGUACUUUUUUUACAAGAAUGUGUGCUUUAUUACACCCCAGUUUUUAUAUCAGUUCUAUUGUUUGUUUUCACAACAAACGCUGUAUGACAGUGUAUACCUGACUUUGUACAACAUUUGUUUCACUUCCUUGCCGGUCCUCAUGUACAGUCUUCUUGAACAGCAUGUGCACCCUCACGUGCUGCAGAGCAAGCCAGCGCUCUACCGAGACAUUAGUAAAAAUGCCCACUUGGGCUUCAAGCCUUUCCUUUACUGGACCUUCUUGGGAUUUGUUCAUGCGUUUGUUUUCUUCUAUGGUUCCUACCUUCUGAUGGGGGAAGACACAUCUUUGCUGGGAAACGGCCAGAUGUUUGGAAAGUGGACGUUUGGUACUCUGGUAUUCACAGUUAUGGUGAUAACUGUUACGAUGAAGAUGGCUUUAGAGACUCAUUUCUGGACUUGGAUCAAUCAUUUUGUUACCUGGGGCUCCAUUGCGUUUUACUUUGUAUUCUCCUUGUUCUACGGGGGAAUUAUAUGGCCGUUUUUGCACACCCAAAACAUGUACUUUGUCUUCGUCCAGCUGCUGUCCAGCGGCUCCGCCUGGUUUGCCAUAAUCAUCAUCGUGGUCGCAUGUCUGUUCCUCGACGUUGUGAAAAAAGUGCUGUACAGACACCUGCAGCCCACGUGUACAGAAAAGGCCCAGCUUACUGAGACAGGCACAGGUCUCAGCUGCUUGGACUCCGUGUGCUGCGUCUCAGACGGGGAAACAGCGUGCGCAUCUCUUAGAAGAAUGUUGGAACGAGUGAUGGGAAGGUGCAGCCCGGCCCGAGUCAACAGAUCAUGGAGCGCUUCGGAACCAUUCUAUACCACCGACCGCAGCAUCUUGACGCUAUCCACAAUGGACUCGGUCACAUGUUGAGGCUUUUCUCAGUGUCUUCUGGGAAAUACAUGUGGCUCGCACCUCUGUCUUGAGUUACAAGCGGGCUGAAGACCGCUUCCCCCCCUUUUGGCAAACGUAACAGCCUCAAGUAGGGCACCGUAAGAAUGGAAAUGGAAACUUUCCCCAAAAGGGUUAGAGAGAAGAUUUGUAGGUGCCUGUUAUUUCAGGGUUGCCAUGCCAACUGCUUGAGUGGAAUGAGUGACAUUUUGCUUGACACAUCACCAUAAGGCGAUGUCCAAGACGUCCCACUCAAAAACUGCAGGUUGGAAGGACCCAAGUAUCUGUUGAUAACACUCGCCAUUGGCAAAACCACUUACUGACAUAGGCUGGUAGACCUGAGGACACGCUUGCUUUUCCAGGGUCAAGUCAACCGCGGAUAGUAUCUUAAGAGUCCCUAAAAAAAGAGAAAGAGAGGUGAACUGCAGUCCAAAUAUUCAUAGCCGACAUGAAGAUAAUCAAGAUCACCAUGAGUUAAUACCAGGAUUCUUAAAAGUAGCAAGUUCAUCUCCACUCAGUGGGAACUGAAUAUUCCUCAUGGAGAGGUUUCGAACAGGGCGAAACUCAAAAAAGCCAAGUUGAAUUAAUUCUAGUCUCACUCCCCAAGCUUUAUGAUGUUUUUUAAAAAAUUGCAUUGGUCUUUUUGUUGGGGAAAGAGCUGUACAUCUUUUAUUUCUCUGAAUAUAUUUAACUGGACUGGACUCUUGGUGAGAGUUUCCACAUUACUCUCCUUAUUUUUUUGCCAGGGGUUGCAAAACGAAUCAAAAUCCACGUCACUCAGAGCUGGGUAGGAGCUUGUAUUACAACAUACAGCCACCAAGCAAAAAGAGUCUGUCUUUGGGCGCCCACAACUGCCUCUGUACAUGCUCCGUAGGUUCCCUGUAGGUCCCCCAAAUUUGCCGCAUCUCUCACAUGAUGUCCGUUGAAAGAAGAUGUGUGACACGAAUGCCUAGCAUCCCAUUUUCCUGCUGCCACUUUGUGGGGUGCCGUUUGUGAGGGAUAGGGAAAUCCCCAGAAUCACAUCAUGUCCUGCGUCUACUUUCAUUGGACAUUAUCCAGUAGCUAUGCAUCCCACAUAAUGCCACUCUUUGGGAGCCCUUCCUUCCCUCUCACAUUUGAGGGCCCCCUCUCUAGCAGUGCAGGAGAUUCCUUCCAAAACAUGUUUCAGUUGCACACAAAGCACGUGACGGAAUUUCCGGAUUGAACACAUGAAGCUGCCUUAUACUGAAUCAAACUAUUGGUCCCAUCCAGGUCGGUAUUGUGUGCUCAAGCUGGCAGUGGCUCUCCGGGGCCUUAGGUCCAGGUCUUUGGAAUCACCUACUUAACUGAUCCUCGAAGUGGAGAUGCUGAGAAUUGAACCGGAGACCUUCUGUGUGCCAAGCAGGUGCUCUGCCUCUGAACCACAGCCCCUCCCCAGUUCAGCCACAUAUGUGCAGUGUGUGAAAGGCCUUGGAGUUAGUUUUUCACAUGGCCUUUUUUUCCUAGGUGAAGGAAUAAUUCCGCUCGUUUCGACCCAGAGCCCUGUAAAAUAUGUCUGACUAGGUCUCUCACACAACUUCUGGUCAAAGCGGUGGCGCUUUCAUGGGGAAACGUCCCAGUUGAUUGUGUCCCUGGGGAUCUGGGAUCUGCUGCGUUACAUCACUUUCUUGGUUUCAUUUCCCUCCCUGCGCCACAAAAUGUUUUUUAAAAAGGGACCCAUUUCUCCACGAAUCACUCAUCCAUCCAUCCAUCCAUAUUGUUGCCAUGUUUGUUUGUUUUAUUUUUAUUUUUCAAGCAAACUGAGGAGAAGCUUGAGGCUUGGACAGUAACCCAGCUCCAAGCAUUUCUUCAAAUUGGGAUGUGUGUGGUGUUCUCAUUUUGCUUAAAGACUCAGAAGUGGAAUAUUUUUGUACCAAAGAUGCACAGUUCUUACGGGAAGGUGAUUGACCUUUCUGUUCUGUUUUUAAACUUCCCGUAUCUCUUCCCCUUUCUCCUCCCCUCCUCAGUGUAUGUAAGGGGACCGAAGACGCAUGCAUUUAAACACGGUCAGGAGGAGUAUAAGAAUCCAUCUGUCUGAGGCAGGUAUCAUUUUCUACCUGAGAGACAUCAAAUACGAUUAAGGGUUUAUUUCAUUGUAUCAUCGGCCUUUGUAUGAUAAACAGAAAUGCUGGUCAAAUGGAAGCUGAGCAAAUAUAUUUUGUACCGGACUGCUAAUACUUCCAUAAUUUCACCUGUUAACAAAAUGUUUUUUUGUGUACUUCGGUAACUCGAUUUGUUUUGUUUUAGGUUCAGUCGUAGGCAGACUUAUGGGCAGAGCAAAAGGAAUCAUUGAACUCAGUGUGGAGUUAAUGAAUCACAACGUAGUGAACUCAAUAAUGGUAACUGUGACGCAAAG
Molecule: messenger RNA, 6134 nt
Organism: Gekko japonicus
Lineage: Eukaryota; Metazoa; Chordata; Lepidosauria; Squamata; Gekkonidae
Gene: ATP11B
Product: ATPase, class VI, type 11B
Exons: 30
Coding region: 293-3742 (1149 amino acids)
Biological process (GO): phospholipid translocation
Cellular component (GO): recycling endosome; endoplasmic reticulum; trans-Golgi network
Molecular function (GO): magnesium ion binding; ATP hydrolysis activity; ATP binding
Source: RefSeq, a predicted model, not a curated record